AAACCAGGAAAUUAAACCAGGAAACAUCAUUGGACCGAAGCAAAACUUCACAUCAGCUGAUUCUCAGCUCUUCAGCUCUACUUGUUUUUCAGUCCAAGAUGAAAUUAUUUUUGUUGCUCCUCUUCUGUCACGUUUCAUCUCCAGUGAAACACUCAAUGACGUUUUUCAUCUCUGAGUCUUCUGGAGUAACAAACCUCCCUGAGUUUGUUGGUGCUGGACAGAUUGAUGACAUCACAGUGGGUUACUGCGACACCAACACAAAGGUAGUAGUAAUAAAACAGGACUGGCUGAAAAUGAUUUUCAUCAUCUACCCUCAAGAACUUCUGCAGUACAACAUAUGGUGUUCUGAGAGUAUGCCUGAGCUCUUCAAAGGCAUAGUUGAUUCUUACAUGCAGCUCUUCAACCAUAGUGGAGGUGUCCACAUUGUGCAGAUGAGGAGUGGGUGUGAAUGGGAUGAAAAUUCUGGAGAGGUCACUAGUUUUAUGAAGAUUGGUUAUGAUGGAGAAGACUUCUUAUCAUUUGACCUGAAGAAUCUGACAUGGAUCGCUCUGAAUCCAGAGGCUGCCACACAGGAAUGGGAUAAUAACAUAGCAAUUACAGAAAGAUAUGGGAACUUCUUCAAUCAUGUUUGCCCUGAGUCGCUGAAGGUGUCUGUGCAAUAUGGGAAGAGCUCUCUGCAGAGAACAGAGCUUCCCUCAGUGUCUCUCCUCCAGAAGACUCCCUCCUCUCCAGUCAGCUGCCACGCUACAGGUUUCUUCCCUCACAGAGCUGUGAUGUUCUGGAGGAAAGAUGGAGAGGAUCUUUAUGAGGACGUGGACCAAGGAGAGAUCCUCCCCAACCAUGAUGAAACCUUCCAGAUGAGAGUUGACCUGAACAUUUCAUCAGUGAAUCUAUCUAGCUGCCAACGCUACAAUGGGGGUUUCUCCCUCAAGAAGCUGUGA
Molecule: messenger RNA, 941 nt
Organism: Seriola dumerili (greater amberjack)
Lineage: Eukaryota; Metazoa; Chordata; Actinopteri; Carangiformes; Carangidae
Product: major histocompatibility complex class I-related gene protein-like
Exons: 5
Coding region: 99-941 (280 amino acids)
Biological process (GO): immune response
Cellular component (GO): external side of plasma membrane
Source: RefSeq, a predicted model, not a curated record